Molecule: messenger RNA, 2664 nt
Organism: Corylus avellana
Lineage: Eukaryota; Viridiplantae; Streptophyta; Magnoliopsida; Fagales; Betulaceae
Source: RefSeq, a predicted model, not a curated record
AUGUGGACUUCAUGUAAUAAACUUGUUUACUUGUUGCAGGGGCAGACACCAUUAAUGUUUCCUCGCAUAUUUGGUCAUGAAGCCGGAGGAAUUGUGGAGAGUGUAGGCGAGGGCGUAACUGACCUCAAACCAGGAGACCAUGUUCUCCGUAUCUUCACUGGGGAGUGCAAGGAGUGUCACCAUUGUAAGUCAGAGGAGAGCAACUUGUAUGACCUCCUCAGGAUUAAUACUGACAUGGGUGUUAUGCUUAAUCACGGCAAGACGAGAUUCACCAUAAAUGGAAAGCCUAUUUACCACUUUCUUGGCACUUCCACAUUUAGUGAAUACACUGUUAUCCAUGUCGGCUGCCUUGCGCUGAUCAACCCUGCAGCCCCACUAGACAAAGUUUGUGUUCUUAGUUGCGGAAUAUUCACAGGUCUUGGUGCCACUUUGAAUGUUGCAAAACCCAAAAAGGGCCAAUCUGUAGCGGUCUAAUUUGGAUUGGGUGCUGUUGGCCUUGCUGCAGCUGAAGGGGCAAGAAUUGCUGGGGCUUCAAGAAUCAUUGGUGUUGAUCUGAACCCUGAUCGUUUCAAGGAUGCCAAGAAGUUUGGUGUCACUGAAUUUGUGAAUCCAAAAGAUCAUGACAAGCCUGUUCAACAGGUGAUUGCCAAUAUGACCGACGGAGGAGUGGAUCGGGCUGUUGAAUGUACUGGAAGCGUCCAGGCCAUGAUCUCAGCAUUUGAAUGCGUUCACGAUGGUUGGGGUGUUGCAGUACUUGUUGGGGUACCAAAUAAAGAUGAUGCAUUCAAGACUCAUCCUUUUAACUUCUUGAGUGAGAGGACUCUGAAGGGUACAUUCUUUGGCAACUUCAUGCCCCGCACUGAUAUUCCCUGCGUCGUGGAAAAGUACAUGAACAAGCUGGAAGUGGAAGUGGAGAAAUUUAUCACUCACUCAGUCCCUUUUGCGGAGAUCAACAAAUCCUUUGACCUAAUGCUGCAGGGGAAGUCUAUCCGAUGCCUUAUGGCCAUGGAUAAUUCUCUCUCUCAACAGGACAAAAAAAUCUUAAGAUCUCCGAAAUACCCAGUAAGCUGUUUUUCCCAUCCAAUACCGUACGGUGCAGCCAUGGAAUCAGUUUCUCUAAGGCAAAUAAUCUCUGCAACCCAUCAUCAAGGUUUCCAAAGGAGAAGAGAGCUAGCAAACCCAAACCCAAUUCACAGAAGAAGGAUUCACACCCAAACCGGGCGUUUUUGCUUCCCCGUUCUCUCCACAAAGUCUGAUUUCCAAGGGAGAGACACAGACACAGACACGAGUCUUUCACAAUCAAGACAAAGAAACCGAUCAUCGUCAUCAUCAUCAUCGUCCGAGAUAGCCAUGUCGAGCACAGUAGGUCAGGUUAUUAAGUGCAAAGCCGCGGUAGCAUGGGAGGCUGGUAAGCCAUUGGUGAUUGAAGAAGUGGAGGUGGCACCACCUCAGGCAAAUGAAGUCCGCGUGAAGAUCCUCUUCACCUCCCUUUGCCACACUGAUGUUUACUUCUGGGAAGCCAAGGGGCAGACACCAUUGUUUCCUCGCAUAUUUGGUCAUGAAGCUGGAGGAAUUGUGGAGAGUGUAGGCGAGGGUGUAACUGAGCUCAAACCAGGAGACCAUGUUCUCCCUGUCUUCACUGGGGAGUGCAAGGAGUGUCGCCACUGUAAGUCGGAGGAGAGCAACAUGUGUGACCUCCUCAGGAUUAAUACUGACAGGGGUGUUAUGCUUAAUGACGGCAAGACGAGAUUCACCAUAAAUGGAAAGCCUAUUUACCACUUUGUUGGCACCUCCACAUUUAGUGAAUACACUGUUGUCCAUGUCGGCUGCCUUGCGAAGAUCAACCCUGCAGCCCCAUUAGACAAAGUUUGUGUUCUCAGUUGCGGAAUAUCCACAGGUCUUGGUGCCACUUUGAAUGUUGCAAAACCCAAAAAGGGUCAGUCUGUAGCCGUCUUUGGAUUGGGUGCUGUUGGCCUAGCUGCUGCUGAAGGGGCAAGAAUUGCUGGGGCUUCAAGAAUCAUUGGUGUUGAUCUGAACCCUGAUCGUUUCGAGGAAGCCAAGAAGUUUGGUGUCACUGAAUUUGUGAAUCCAAAAGAUCAUGACAAGCCUGUUCAACAGGUGCUUGCUGAUAUGACCGAUGGAGGAGUGGAUCGGGCUGUUGAAUGUACUGGAAGCAUCCAGGCCAUGAUCUCAGCAUUUGAAUGCGUUCAUGAUGGUUGGGGUGUUGCAGUACUUGUUGGAGUACCAAAUAAAGAUGAUGCAUUCAAGACUCAUCCUAUGAACUUGUUGAACGAGAGGACUCUGAAGGGUACCUUCUUUGGCAACUACAAGCCCCGCACUGAUAUUCCUGGGGUCGUGGAAAAGUACAUGAACAAGGAGCUAGAACUGGAGAAAUUUAUCACUCACUCAGUCCCUUUCUCGGAGAUCAACAAAGCCUUUGAUUUCAUGCUGCAGGGGAAGUCUAUCCGUUGCAUUAUCACCAUGGGUGCUUAAGACAUUAAUAAGGGAGAUUGUGGAGUGUUGGGCAGAGGGCUUUUCUUUCUAGUUAAUAAGGUUUUGCAUUGUGGUUUUUGAGUGUUGCAGAGAGAACAAGCAGUUUAUGUUGACUUUGACUUAUAUUACCUAUAAAUGAAAUUUCACCUAUGUUUCCCUUUGCCUCUUUUA